CAUUUCAGGUGCUACAGUCACAGUACAGAAAAGUUUGCAUAAUAAUGCACCCAACAUUGCACAGACAUUGGUUACCUUGCUGCAAGGAACACAGAUAGUUCUUGCUUUAGUUGUGGAUUUUGAGUUUUGCAAAAAUAUAGCACAAAUGAGGCCAUAUUUAUUGAACCAACUGUUGUACAAUAUCUGAGCAUAUAUUUCUUGGUGUCUGCCCAAUUUUCUGUUCAGAUCAAUAACUGGUGGAUCUACUUGUCACCACACCUGACACUGGUGCUGUCACACAGGGCUCCACCAGUAUUGUCUAGGAUGCACUCAUGAUUAGUACUCAAGCCUGUAACUCAGUAUAUUGAUUGAUUUAACCUGAAAAUGGUAGCACAAUUUUUCAAGAAUUGAAUUUUAAUAGAAAUAAUUAUUUUAUCCAUCACUGGCCCCUUCAUGAAUGACUAACAUGGUAAUGGACAUCUCAGUACAACAUGUGGUUAUAGUCACACCAUGAGCUGACCUUAACGAUCUGUAGAAUCAUCCUGAUCCUUCUGAUGACUGUUAUAUAAUUUCAUAUUAGGUUCAUUAAUCUUUAUCAUCUAUAGAAUAAUACUGAGCUAUCCAAUGUUUGUUGUAUCAUCAAUUUAGACUUGGAUACUGGCGCGUUCUUUACCUCACAGUUACAAAUCAUAUUCCAUUCUGCCAAGACUAUCAGCAGGGCGCCAAUCUGCACCGUGGACCUAAUCGAUAUGCCUCCAUUUGUCUAAAUCAAUCUAGAAGGAUAAGCUCCACAUCCACAUCUACAAUGAAUCACGCAUUUCUAGCAGCCAGUUUUCAUUAACUUUGGAGUACAGUCAUACAAAAUUAUGCUCGAGAUCAUCACCAUACAAGGUGUACUAUACUUCCCUUCACCCUAACCACUGAUGGCUGAGGCUCCUCGUCACCUUAUAUUCCCCUUCUUUCUCCCUGCUCCUCUCUAUGUUCCACCACGUCCAUUAUAGGACAAAAUGGAUAUUUGCAAUAUUUUAUAUAUUUCACAUAAUUAACUUGGAAUAAAAUAGGAUAUAUUGUGAAACAAGGUAAUACGAUAGUCGUAGUAAUUAGUGAUAUUGGUCUGGUAAUAGUGGUAGUAACCAAGCAGUAUAAUAAUGAUCAUAAAGCAACAGUAAUAAUAACAUAACAACGAGGAGGAAUUAGUAACGCCGUUGGUGAGGUGACACACACCUUGGUUGCCUAGAAACGGGCGGCAGGGAAAGGACGCUGAGCACUUCCUCGCCGCCCUUCGAGCACCUGGCGUGAUGAUGGUGUUCAGGAAGGGCUUGCGGAGCUUCACUUACAACGACUGAUAGAAGUCAAGAUCAGUCCCGUGGUGUACUGACCUUGUGUCGGAAUGUCUCGCGAAACCGUCAGCUUCACUCAGUCUGGUCCCACGCCUGUGUGCGCGGACGAGGGCACGCUGCCUUCACGCACCGGCUGCUACAUCAUCACCCUCACCUUUCCCCAGCCCACGCAGGUUGGAGAGGUUACCUUCCGGAACCACUACACCUGGGCCGUGGGUGUGCAUGUGCUGCGGGCAACCUCCAACUCCUCGUCAGGUGGCGUGGUGGGGGCAGGCCUUCUUGGGGGGGAGGCUGGUAGCGAGGCAGCCUGGGUGUGGAAGGACCCGGCGGCCUGGCAGGUGGGAGUGAGGAACAAGGUGAUCAUGCCUCACCCACACACGGAAACUGCCAGCCAUGACUUUGUGUCCAUCACCUGUCUGGAGAGCCGCAUUGACUGGCAGGACGUGAUCGGCAUGCGCCUCGUGCUGCGCCAGCCAUCCCCCGUGUGGCGCACCUUCUUCAUCGAGGAGAUCACCGCUUACAGGGAGCUGCCGCGCCUCCCGCCCUUCAGCGUGCCCAUCAUCACCCAGGACGGACAGAGGUCAAGAUCCCAGCAAGUGUCUGUGAUGGAACGUUUGGCUCAGCAGACAAAACUCGCCAUGCUCGUCCCUGAUGACUCCCUGGAGGGUGGACUCUCAGGCGGCAGCUACGACAUCACUACGUUACAGUACACCAGCUGAGGGAUGAAGCUCUUACCCAAUGCUGUAUUGAUGAAGUGCCUUGGGUGGUGCAGAAGCAGUGCCAGCCCAUGGAACCUGGCCUAGGGUAAAGCUUCUGUGUGUGGGCACCUGGAACAUCCUGAACAUCUCAAAGAAUCGCCAGCUGCAUCACACGCAGAGAGAGAGAGAGAGAGAGAGAGAGAGAGAGAGAGAGAGAGACCGCCACAGCCCACAGGAUGUAGCCCCACAGUAUGCUUACAUAACCCACAGUCACAUAGCCCCCCCCAGCCACAAAGCCUGCUCCCACGCCAUGUAAGGAUUUUUAAUGUAUUCUUAAAAGUAGUAUUUUCAAAAAUUCUCUGACAAAAUCCAUUUUUCCAAUUAUUUCUUUUGUUUGUCCAACACUAAUUUUGUCCUAUGCAAUGCUAUCUCUGAACAAAUUCUCGUGUUGGACAUGAGGUCACUGUAUAUAUUUUAAAUCA
Eriocheir sinensis (Chinese mitten crab) is the source of this 2499-nucleotide messenger RNA. Its product is annotated as nicolin-1-like. Lineage: Eukaryota; Metazoa; Arthropoda; Malacostraca; Decapoda; Varunidae. Bases 1370 to 2038 code for a protein of 222 amino acids. The transcript has 7 exons. Gene Ontology annotation, cellular component: nucleoplasm. The record is from RefSeq and is a predicted model, not a curated record.